CGAGCCGUGCAGCUCUGAUGUCCUCGUGAAUCACUUGUCUCGUGCUGGGUUACCCGAUGUCAUACCACGUUCGAACUGGAAGGUACGGCGACAUUUUCGACUGGAGUACAGGACCCCACACGAUUCCGAGAUGCGUUUGGAAGAACAGUAGCCGUGCUCUUCGAAGCCUAAAUGGUGAAGCUGGAAAACUUGGCGGCUCUCUGGUGAUCGCUUCGUGAGCAGGAAAGUGAGGCUCGAGCCGUGCAGCUCUGAUGUCCUCGUGAAUCACUUGUCUCGUGCUGGGUUACCCGAUGUCAUACCACGUUCGAACUGGAAGGUACGGAGACAUUUUCGACAGGAGUACAGGAUCCCACACGAUUCCGAGAUGCGUUUGGAAGAACAGUAGCCGUGCUCUUCGAAAGCCAUAUAUGGUGAAGCUGGAAAACUUGGCGGCUCUCUGGUGAUCGCUUCGUGAGCAGCACCCUCCUCACUCUUUCUUCCAUUCCAAUGGAACUGUGUACAAGGAUACCUUUAUGACCCGCCUGCUCAGGAUGACUGUCACAGAACCCUACAGGCACAAGCUGACCCUUAAUUCAAAUCCGGACUGGGGACACGAAACAGCGAACGGAUCAUGGACGGGCUUCAUCGGUCAACUACAGCGUCACGAACAAGACGUAGCCUUCUGUCUGUUUUAUCCCACAAACUCUCGUAACCGUAUCGGGAUUCCAUCCACUGCGAUCAUCUACGAGGACGUCGUCGCCCUGGUUGGUCUCCCGAGGGAACGACCGACGGACCCUUUUGCCUUUCUCACCGCAUUCGGCCUUUACGUGUGGUUAGCCCUGUUGGGUUCCUUAGUGGUGGUGGCGGCGGUGUACGCGUCAGCGGAACCCGGACGUCGAAGCUUCAUUCGCUCUUGGGCUCAUUACGUCUUCCGCCUGAUCGGAAAUGUUUUCUUCGAAGCCAAUCCCAGCAUUCUACAACACAGUGCUUCGAGACUUCUGGACGCUGCUUGGUGGGCGGGACUCAUCAUCUUAAUGAGUGGCUUCUCUGGGGAACUGUUGGCGCGCCUCGCCAUACAGCCCAGUCCUAAGCGGAUCACGACGCCCCAACAGCUGUCCGAAAGCGAUCAUAUUCGUCCGGUGAUGCUAAGAGGGCCUGCCUAUCCACUGUUGCUUGCAAUAUCCUCGGACGAAACCUCUCGAAAGCUGUACCAACGUCUACUGAUGCACGGCAAGAAGAGCCUGGUCUCUUACUCUCGUCUGUGGAGCCACCAGACAUUCGAGGACGUGGCUGCUGAAAGGGCUGCCAUCAUUGCUGACAGAACGACGCUGGAAUACAACAGGGUCCGAAUGUGUGGCCAUUUCCCGCAGAAGGAAUUGUACGUGGUACGCGAACGGGUGCUGUCUCAUCCUCUCGUUCUUUACUCCAGCAAGAACAUAUCGCUCCGUUUCGUGGAACUACUCAAUAAGAGGAUAUUUGCCGUUCAAGAGUCUGGUAUCCUUCAACAUUGGUAUGAUGGAACAGUUCAGCUGGGCGGAGACGCCGGCCGAUGCCCUCGAGUUUUGAGCGGUGCUCACAAGACGGCCGCCUUGGGUCUGCAAGAACUCCUUCCUGUAGCAACGCUGCUGGCAAUAGGUGCAGGUACAGCCACCAUCGUCCUUGUGGCCGAAAUCGGCACCUUCUAUUUGAAAGUAGCCAUGAAACGGGUAACGCCCGUUUACUAA
Ornithodoros turicata is the source of this 1703-nucleotide messenger RNA. RefSeq names its product glutamate receptor ionotropic, kainate 5-like. Lineage: Eukaryota; Metazoa; Arthropoda; Arachnida; Ixodida; Argasidae. The coding region runs from base 513 to 1703 and encodes 396 amino acids. The transcript is spliced from 9 exons. The record is from RefSeq and is a predicted model, not a curated record.